AUGGUUGUCGAAUAUUUGAUGCAUCCAAUAAUUAAUUUUUCACUUCAGGGCGAGCCUGAUUGUUGGUCGUUUAUUCAAGGAUUGAACUGGCUUCAGCCUUCAUUGGCAACUUCACCGACAAUUCGUGACUGCGAUGAGUAUCAUGCCAAUUUGCCAAAUAGAAUUAUAUCGCAUAAAGAUAUUUUGUGGUUAUAUAAAAGUUUAGAAGAUCAUUCCUUGUCGCAGAAGCUGUCGUGGCUUUUGUCUGAUAAAGAACAUAUACUUUCCUGCCUUGAACCAUGGUCCUUUCUUUGCCAAGGAAAUUUAGCCGAAGCCACUUUAGUCUGCCUGCGAGCUGUCGAAAAGAAUGAACCAGCCUUAUUAACCGAAAUAGAUCCAUCUUUGUUUUUACCAAAUUGGAGCAGCAAAGAUAGCCCGAAAGGAGCACACCGUCGUUCCUCCUCAUACCCCGUGAAUCUUGGCAAGACGCGUCAGCAAGUGCUCAAUUUACGGACAGAGGAGCUUUUGCGCUCAAAAGCACCUAAUGAUUAUACUCCAAUUGUUCCCGAUGAAUUAGAUAAUAUGAAGGCCGCGAGGUCAAAGACGAGCGACAAGCCAGUGAAAGAGGAAACGAGCAGCAAUACAUCCCUGAAAGCUUGGAGCAGUUUUCCGGAAUUAAACGACAAUGGCCCCGAGAGCAGCUGUGGGGGCGUUGCAGCGCUUAAGACUAUGACGAAGACUAUGAGAGCAAAAAAUACGGCGGAUAAAAGCGUUAAAGAUCGUAUUUCGCAAUCGAUCGAAUUAUCAGACGUGAUAAAGGUCGACUAUUCCGAAACAAAAGCCGCUGGCGCAUCGAUGACCACGGAAGCUAAGUGCAAUACCGUGAAAACGAAGUAUAUGGCAAGAAAGGGAAGGAAGGUUAGAUCGGGACUGAGCACUAAGGUGAAAGGGACGAUGACGAGUAGCGGUAGCUCAGACACCCUUAACUAUGAAGACUCCCUCAGGACAACUGAGAACUCGGCUCGCAGCACAACGGACUCGGUUAAAAUUUCGUCGGAGAAGCCCAAACGUAUGGGUGCUUUCCUUGUUGGCUCGGCGCCUGAAUUCUCCGGCUCUUGGAGUCUUGAAGUUGAAGGUCAGAAAGACCUUCGCACCCCCAAAAAGAGCUUUAUCGAGGAUGGAGGUAGCAGUGUCUUACCAAUGGCAACGGGAUAUUUCCCGAGGCCCAAAGAGGGACAAAGCCUCACUAGUUUCUUAUCCUCGGCACAAUUCGCCAGAGCCAAUGCCGAGCUCGACCGUGAAAAUGCCCAUUUCAGUAUUUCCGAGGCUAUGAUCGCUGCCAUUGAACAGCUUAAGUGUAAUAGACAACUACGGCUGGCGGACGAAGCUGUUGAUGAGAGCGACGAGGAGAUCAACAAUCUCAAGCAGAGGAUCAGAUUAAGACGUCGUCAGCGUCAAGAGGAGCGACGAAAGGGAGGCGACAAUGAUGGCAACGGAGUUGGCACCUGGACACGCGAUCUUCUGAGCGACGGCAAGACCGACACAACUACGACCGAUCAAAGUAUCAGUCCUUUAUCCACGUCUCCGGGAACACCCUCCGAAAGCAUCUCCACAGACGACGUCGACGAUUAUGAAAUGGAUGACGCACAUAAUUUGUCCCGACUCAAAAAUGCUGGGUUAUCGGUAUCGAUGGCGUCAUUGUAUUCCGAAGCUGAUCUCUUUCGAUCAUCUCCGAAACAUGGCAUAGAGUCAAAUUUAACCGAUAGUAUUAUAUCCGCAGAAGGAGUUGCCUUAUCUUUAAUUAGUAGAUUUAGCGAAAAACACCUUCCACGAGCAAGCGAACUCAAAUGGCUUGUCUCUGAACAAGAUGCACCACAACGACUGUUACCUCUGCCAAAAAGUUGGCCUGUAAGUCCCGAUGACGCUGAAUCCGGCGAUGUCAAUUCAAUUUCUCUGAGAGGAACAAUUGAAUGGGCACCACCAAGGCCUCAAAUAAUUUUUACUGCACAUCCACCCCCUGUAAGGCGAAUCCUCAUAGCAAAGCAAAAUUAUCGUUGUGCUGGAUGUGGUAUGAAAGUAGCGGUAGAGUAUGCUAAUAGAUUUCGUUAUUGUGAAUAUUUAGGUAGAUAUUUUUGUACUGGUUGUCAUACUAAUCAAGUGACUUUAAUACCUGGGAAAAUUCUAACAAAAUGGGAUUUUAAUAGGUAUCCCGUUUCCAAUUUUUCCUAUAGACUUCUGGAUCAAAUGACAGUGGACCCACUUUUUCAAGUCAGUGAUCUAAAUCCAACGUUAUAUCGAAGAAUAAAGCAAUUAGAUCGUACGAAAUUGCUGAGAACUCAGUUGUUUUAUUUAAAAGAUUUUCUAUUCGCUUGUCGCUUUGCCACAAAUACUCAAGAAACGUUAAAAAGAGAACCUAAUCAUAUAAUUGCUGAUCCACAUAUUUAUUCUAUACAAGAUUUUACACAAGUAAAAGCUGGUGUACUGCCACUGGAGUUAAAUAAAUUAGUUCAAGAGUGCCAUAAGCAUGUCGCUGAAUGUGUGCUAUGCCAAGCUCGGGGAUUUGUCUGCGAGCUCUGUAACUCCAAGGAUGUCAUUUAUCCAUGGGAAUUGAAUAAAGUGAUGAGGUGUGAAAGCUGUGGCACUUGCUACCAUAAGACAUGUAUUAGUGCCAAUGGAAAAGCAGGCAACAAAGAAUGUAAAAGAUGCAGCAGACUGCAAGCACGACGCAGAUCUAAAGAAGAAUCAUGCGAUACAAGGUGAUCCAAAGCCUUCGACAUUUCAUUGACAGAAUUGACAAAGCUAAUCGUAGCACAAGACGAUACGUAAUAACAAAGUCUAACUUUCUAGUGGCCUAAAGUUCUAUAUUCCUUCACAAUUGUUAAUACAAUAAUAAUCAGCCCACAUUAAAACGCGUGUAUUUAUUUACAAUUCUAUGCAUUUGAGUAAUACUCAUUUUAUCCAUCGAUCGAACUUUAUUAAGCAAUGAAUCAGAAUAGCACCAUUAAAACGGAUGACGUGGUGUCCAACAGCUAUUGCACACGAUAAUUUCUAAUUAUUAUGUUGUAAUCUGCCUGUAAGUGACCCCUAAUACCUUGACACUUAGUUCUUUUAUUUAUA
Molecule: messenger RNA, 3096 nt
Organism: Ceratosolen solmsi marchali
Lineage: Eukaryota; Metazoa; Arthropoda; Insecta; Hymenoptera; Agaonidae
Gene: Rubicon
Product: run domain Beclin-1-interacting and cysteine-rich domain-containing protein rubicon
Exons: 13
Coding region: 1-2739 (912 amino acids)
Cellular component (GO): intracellular membrane-bounded organelle
Molecular function (GO): phosphatidylinositol phosphate binding
Source: RefSeq, a predicted model, not a curated record